Ananas comosus (pineapple) is the source of this 1090-nucleotide messenger RNA. RefSeq lists its product as uncharacterized. Gene Ontology annotation, biological process: translation. The transcript has 5 exons. Lineage: Eukaryota; Viridiplantae; Streptophyta; Magnoliopsida; Poales; Bromeliaceae. Gene Ontology annotation, molecular function: small ribosomal subunit rRNA binding; structural constituent of ribosome. Bases 44 to 967 code for a protein of 307 amino acids. Gene Ontology annotation, cellular component: cytosolic small ribosomal subunit; ribosome. The record is from RefSeq and is a predicted model, not a curated record.
CGCGUUGUAACCCCUUCCCCCCGAGCACUCCAUUUCCACAACCAUGGAGGCCACUCUCAUGGCCUCAUCCUCGUCGUCCUCCUCCGCUUCUUCUUCGAUUUCGCCCACUAUUCCACGCGCCCCCUCUCUACGAUCCUCUCAUGGAGAGAGGUUAAUCUCUCAAAGAGUGUUAUUCUCUACUGUGUUCCCUUUUCAGAAGAAGCUCUUCGCCCAAGGUAGGAGCGAGAGGGGGAACCUAUUCAUUGCUGCCGCGAAGAAGAGAAAGGAAAAGAAGCCAUUUGAUUCCCACAGCUUUGUUCCCAAGCCGGAUGAGGCCACCGGGCCCUUCCCAGAAGCCGUUUUGCUUAAAAAGAAAACAAUCAGAGAAGAUGGCCGAGUUUUACCCGAAUUUGCCGAUGCCGAAGAAGAGGAGCUGUUUGAAUUCCUCAGCCUCCAGCUAGAGAGCGAUUUAAAUGUCGAAAGAAUGCGCCAUUACGAAGUGGUCUAUUUAAUCCACCAAGACCGUGUAGAUGAGGUGGACAGUGUUGUAGCGAAAGUACAAGAGUUUGUUCGAGAGAAGAAGGGCAGGAUUUGGAGGCUAAAUGACUGGGGGCUUCGAAGACUCGCAUACAAAAUCAAGAAAACGACCCAUGCGAACUACAUUUUAAUGAACUUUGAAAUUGACGCGAAGCAUAUCAACGAUUUCAAGAGCGUGCUGGACAAGGACGAGCGGAUCAUUAGACAUCUUGUUAUGAAGAGAGACGAAGCCAUCACAGAGGAUUGCCCUCCGCCACAGGAGUUCCACUCAUUGCGAGCGCAAGAAGGGACAGCAGAUGGUGAUGACGAUGGUGGUGAUGAGUUAGAUUUGGAUGGUUAUGAUGAUGGUGAUGGGGAGAAUAUUGUUGUAAUUGAUGAUGAUUAUGAUGAUGAAGAUGAUCAGGGCACUAGAAGCGGGAGAACAUCAAAAGCUGAGAAGAUAGCAAUGUAGUUCAAUUGUCGUUUUCUUUUUUUUGUUUUCUUUUUUCUCUCUUAAUGUUGUGAGAACACCUCUUAUUAGGCGAUGCGAUAAGUAAUGGGUAGCUAGUCUUUGGCUGGCACAUUGUCGAGGAAA